This is a messenger RNA of Trichomonas vaginalis G3, 1419 nucleotides long. RefSeq names its product armadillo (ARM) repeat-containing protein family. Bases 1 to 1419 code for a protein of 472 amino acids. NCBI's taxonomy places the organism in Eukaryota, Parabasalia, Trichomonadida, Trichomonadidae. The transcript has a single exon. The record is from RefSeq and is a predicted model, not a curated record.
AUGUUCAUAUGGCAAAUAGCUUUGUUUGAUAUAACAUCUCUGAAUAAAAUGACUUUUUUUUUUCAGCUGCAGUUUUUCUACAAAGAGGGAGAAGAUCCAAAUACUCCACCAUCAAUCAAGAAUGAGGAUUUUGAUGAAGAAGAUUACUAUGAGUCACAAAUUGUCUCAUUUAUUCAAGAAUUUGUCAAUAAUUCAGAAAUUGAUUUUAACAAAGUACGUUCAUUUGCAAAUUUUUUAUCAUCAAUCGAUAUUAAUUCACUGAAAAAUCCUAAUAUAUUUGCAAAAGAAGGAUUUUUCAUUAAAUUAAUUGAAUUUACGAUGCAAAAUGAGGAAAUAGAUCAAUAUAUUCUUCAAAUUCUAGGAAUUAUUUCCAAAAUAGAAGUUGUAGCUAAUGAAAUCCAUGAAAAUUCCCUACUUUCACACUUAUUUUCUUUAGUUUCAAAACAAAAUGAUCGAGAAAAUUUAAAUGCGCUCCUUGCAAUCAUCGAAAAUGUUCUAACUUACAUAAAUAAUAUCGAUAAGUUCUAUCUUGCUUCACAAGAUUUUGAUUUUUUACCGAUAUCCAUAUUUCCAUUGCAAUGUUUGAAGUUUCUAACAACUAUAUCAAAGAAUGCUAUUGGGUAUACAUCAUGUGUAAAGAUAAUUAACAAAUCUUUGUCAGUUUCCACUGUAAAUUACGAAAUUGGAUAUUUUUAUAUGUGGAUUUCUUAUUAUAUCGUAAGAAACAACAGGAAAUACAUAGAUACAUGUAUGUCUGUCAUAGAAUUCCAAUCAAAUCCAACACUUUUGCCAAAAUGUUUCAAAUUCGUUGAUUUAAACCAUCCUGAAAUCGUUACGCCAUAUCUACAGCUAAUGAUUCUUCUUAUUAAAACAGAUAUUGAACCAAACAUAGUUACUCAAUUUAUAAAUUUAGAUUUUCUCUUGGAAAUCUUCAAUGUCGAAGAUUCUAGAGUCAUAUUAACUUCUCAACUCUUGUUUUGGUUAAUAGAUAGAUCAUUGCUUGAUGAAAAUUUCAUUUCUGACUCAAGAUUUAUUAAUUUGUUAUUUGAAAUCUUCGAAAAUGCAAAUUUAAGAGUCAAGGUAUGCGCCAUUAAAAUAAUUCACCAUUGUCUAAUUAAAUUACCUCCAGAUUUUGCUGUUCAGACGAUUUUGUCUGUUGGUAGUUCAAUUGCUGAAUUUGCAGAACUGAAUCCAGAUGGAGAUAUCCUCCCAUUCGAAACCAUUGAUAUUUUGCUAGAAAAAUCAUCAUUUUCACAGGAAAUCAGAAAUCUUAUUGAAUGUCUUAACGAAAAUGAUUAUUCUGAAACACUUGAAGAAUAUUUAGACUCAGUUGAGGAUGAAAAUGUCUCUAACAUUGUCUCUUGCUACCUAGAACAUUAUCAAAAGAUUAUUCAAUCAUUAGAAGAAGGAAACACAUAA